Molecule: messenger RNA, 624 nt
Organism: Naegleria lovaniensis
Lineage: Eukaryota; Heterolobosea; Eutetramitea; Acrasida; Naegleriidae
Exons: 2
Coding region: 1-624 (207 amino acids)
Source: RefSeq, a predicted model, not a curated record
AUGGUCAAACAAAACACUUCACAAAAGACGGCGUCAUCGGGAUCAUCCAUGAUGGAUAAAAUUAAAAAAGUAGAAAAACAAAACAAGAUGACGAAAGCAAAUAAUCCUCCGAUUGCUUCUUCUCUUGCACAUGGAAAUAAUGUCAGUGUAAAGAAAAAGAAGCCAUCAGAAACAUCAUCUACUCCGAUCAAGUCCUCUUCAUCAUUGAAAAAUAAUGACAAUUCGAAAGCAUCAAAAUCAAUAACAAAACCAGCAAUACAUGGUGAUGAAAUUUCCAAUAUUUUAAAUAGAAAAAAGAAAUAUCCAAAAGAAGAAGAACAAGAAGAAUCGGAGGAAGAGGAAUCAUUAGAACCUGCAAAAAUUGAUGACAUUUUUGAAUCUGUGAAGAAUGAAAUUUUGGAAAACAAGAAGAAAUUAAAACAAGCUAAAAAGGCAUCUGCUGCUUCGUCGUCAUCCUCUACAUCUGACGAUUUAUUUGAGAGCAAUGAAGAAUUUGCAAAUCAAAAGAAACGAUCUGGAAGAAAAACCAUUGAUGGAUUGGCAGUUUAUUCAACUGAUGAAUUGAAAAUUGGAAAAGGAGGAAAUACAGACUUGUGCCCAUUUGAUUGUGAUUGUUGCUUCUAA